Molecule: messenger RNA, 2390 nt
Organism: Choloepus didactylus (southern two-toed sloth)
Lineage: Eukaryota; Metazoa; Chordata; Mammalia; Pilosa; Megalonychidae
Product: sterol 26-hydroxylase, mitochondrial-like
Exons: 9
Coding region: 534-2138 (534 amino acids)
Biological process (GO): cholesterol metabolic process; cellular response to peptide hormone stimulus; glucocorticoid biosynthetic process
Cellular component (GO): mitochondrial inner membrane
Molecular function (GO): monooxygenase activity; heme binding; iron ion binding
Source: RefSeq, a predicted model, not a curated record
CCCAGCGGCCAUUUCGACUUCAGCAGCCGAUUCCCAGUCCCUUUGGAGACGUGAGGACCCCUGAGGCGAUGGAGCUUUGGGGUCGCGAACCCGCAGGAGGGGGCGGGCCUCCCGGCUGGGGCCUCCAACCCUUGGAAGGCCUUUGACUUCCCCGAACUUCGCUGCGCUCCCGCUCCGAGUUUAGACCAAGCCGAGAGUUAGCGGAAGCGCUGGGUGGAGCGUCCGCGCAGAAAGGCCCUGCUCCUCUGGAGGGUCUCCAAAGUCACCCCGUCCGUCUGCUGCUAUUGGGGUGGCCACCCCUUUCCCGGACCGCGGCGCUUCCAGCUGGCGAAGGGGGUUUCCGUGUGUUCCCUAGUCCUGAUUUGGAGGCAGCGAGGAUCGCGGAGCCGAGAUAGCGGGAAGGGGCCCGGCCCGCCUUCUCCCGCCCGCCCCGGGCAGCCCCUGGCUUUGACCCCGCCUUCUCGCCUAACUCCGGGGCUGGUCCAGGCGCUGCGCACUCGGGAUCCAGAGGCGCGGCCGGCCGAGCACCGUCCAUGGCUGCGCUGGGCUGCACGAGGCUGCGCUGGGCGCUGCUGGGGACGCGGGUGGCGGGUCGUGGCCUCCGCCCUCCGGGGGCAAGGACCAAGGCCGCGCUGCCCGCUGCGCUCCCCGCGGCCGAGGCAGCCAGCCCUCCCGGAGACGGGCCUGGCGACCGGCGGCUGCGAAGCCCGGAGGAGCUUCCAGGGCCCGGGCAGCUGCGCUUCCUUUUCCAGCUGUUGGUGCAAGGCUAUGCGCUGCAGCUGCACCGGCUCCAGGUGCUGUACAAGGCCAAGUAUGGGCCCAUGUGGAUAGCCAAUAGAGAUCCUCACAUCCACGUGAACCUGGCCAGUGCCCCGCUCCUGGAGCAAGUGAUGCGGCAGGAGGGCAAGUACCCGAUGCGGCACGACAUGGUGCAGUGGAAGGAGCACCGGGACCAGCGGGGCCUGGCCUAUGGGCCCUUCACCACGGAAGGGCACGACUGGUCCAGGCUGCGCCAAGCUCUGAACCAGCGGUUGCUGAAACCAGCUGAGGCCGCGCUCUACACAGAUGCUCUGAACGAGGUGGCCGACGACUUUCUGGCUCGACUGGACCAGCUGCGGGCACAGAGCCCCUCAGGGGACCAGGUGUCCGACAUGGCUCAGCUCCUCUACCAUGUUGCCUUGGAAGCUAUUUGCUACAUCCUGUUCGAGAAGCGUGUCGGCUGCCUGGAGGCUCCCAUCCCUGAGGACACUGCAGCCUUCAUCAAGUCUGUCGAGCUCAUGUUCCAGAACUCAAUCUAUGACACCUUCCUCCCCAAGUGGACCCGUCCCCUGCUGCCCUUCUGGAGGCGAUACCUGCACGGCUGGGACGCCAUCUUCUCCUUCGGGAAGAAGCUGAUUGAUGAGAAAGUCAAGGAGGUGGAGGCCCAGCUGCAGGCAGGAGGGCCAGAUGGGGUGCAGGUGUCUGGCUACCUGCACUUCCUGCUGACCAGCGGACAGCUCAGUCCUCGGGAGGCCAUGGGGAGCCUGCCCGAGCUGCUCAUGGCCGGAGUGGACACGACGUCCAACACGCUGACGUGGGCCCUGUACCACCUGUCCAGGAGCCCAGAGGUGCAGGCGGCCCUGCACGAGGAGGUGGUGGGGGUGGUGCCCGCCGGGCAGGUGCCCCGGCACCAGGACUUUGCCCACAUGCCCCUGCUCAAGGCCGUGCUGAAGGAGACCCUGCGCCUCUAUCCCGUUGUUCCCACAAACUCCCGGGUCAUCGUGGAAAAGGAAAUUGAAGUUGGCGGCUUCCUGUUCCCCAAGAACACCCAGUUUGUGCUUUGCCACUACGUGGUCUCCCGGGACCCCCACACCUUCCCAGAGCCGGAGAGCUUCCAGCCCCACCGCUGGCUGAGGAAGAGCCGGCCGGGUGCCGUCGGGGUCCAGCACCCUUUCGGCUCACUGCCCUUUGGCUACGGGGUCCGGGCCUGCCUGGGCCGCAGGAUUGCUGAGCUGGAGAUGCAGCUGCUGCUGGCAAGGCUGAUCCAGCAGUACAAGGUGGUCCUAGCCCCUGAGACGGGGGAGUUGCGGAGUGUUGCCCGCGUUGUCCUGGUUCCCCACAAGAAAGUGGGCCUGCGCUUUCUGCAGAGACACAGCUGAGCUGGGCCCCUGCCUUCCUGGGGCUUGUCCCAGAGGUUCUGGCCCUGGUUCUGGCCAUGGUUGGGUCUCACCUGGAGAGGGGAAGGGGGCUGCCAUCCUGAGAGGUGGAGGAGCUUUGUACACCUUCCAUAGAACCCUGGAGUUUGCCACUUUUGUCUGCUUUGAGUAUCUCCCUUUGUGAUAAAAGACCCUGCCCUGGUCAGCAUUGCUUCCUUGCAAAAAAUGCAGAAUAAAGUAUUUUUCAUGGUGAAA